Molecule: messenger RNA, 660 nt
Organism: Olea europaea var. sylvestris
Lineage: Eukaryota; Viridiplantae; Streptophyta; Magnoliopsida; Lamiales; Oleaceae
Product: G-type lectin S-receptor-like serine/threonine-protein kinase SD1-1
Exons: 2
Coding region: 68-547 (159 amino acids)
Biological process (GO): protein phosphorylation
Molecular function (GO): protein kinase activity
Source: RefSeq, a predicted model, not a curated record
AGUUAAAAAAUUAAUUGUUUGCACAACAUCAUAUGACCAUUGAUCAAUAACUUUAUACAGUGGUUAUAUGGCUCCUGAGUAUGCCUUUGAUGGGAAGUUCUCAGUAAAAUCAGAUAUCUUUAGCAUGGGUGUUGUCUUGUUAGAGAUAGUGACUGGCAAAAAGAACAUAAGUUUUAGAUACAUGGAUCACUGUGAUAGCCUUCUAGGACAUGCAUGGCUCCUUUGGAAAGAAGACAGGGCCUUGGAACUAAUGGAUGAAUGUUUGAAAGAUUCAUAUGUUGAAUCUCAAGUGAAGAGAUGUAUACACGUGGGCUUAUUAUGCGUUCAGAAACACGCAGAUGACAGGCCAUUUACGUCCAAUGUGCUUUUUAUGCUAGGAAGUGAUCAGGAGGGAGCAAAUUUGCCUGAUCCCAAUGAACCUGGAUUUUUCAUGGGAGGGACUUACAAUAUUGAAGAAACUUGUAAAUUGCAUUACAAUAAUGAAGAAACUUGUCGACCAGAGCCAAAUUCAAAUGUAGUGAGUAUCACUGAUAUAGAAGCCAGAUAGAGAAGGUUCAACAGAAUGAUAAUUCUGCAGUAAAUACACAUAAUCAUGCUAAUAUAAGAGAACUGUUGUUAAUGAGUAAUGCUAUGUACUAUGUAGCAAUAGUGGCGCUACAC